AUGGGCGACGUGCUGCUCUGCCUGCUGCUGGCCGUCAUGCUCCUGGUGGACGCUACGCUGGCGGAGCCGAUGCGGGGCCGCGGUAAGCGCGGCCGCGGCCGGAAGCGUCCCCAGAAGGUGCGCAGGCCGCACCGACACCGUCAGAGGCCGCACUCUCGGCCGCACGGCCGGCCUCUGGUCUACACUCAGCCCGGCAACGAGCCAGAGGUCAGCUACCUGCCGCCGUCACCGACCAAAGAGGCGCCCGAAACCAGCUACGGUCCGCCGGAAACCAGCUACGGUCCUCCUGAGACGAGCUACAAGGAACCGGAAACGAGUUAUAAAGAACCUGAGACGAGCUAUAAAGAGCCAGAGAAAAAGCCUGAGACGAGUUAUACGGAGCCGGAGACGAGCUAUAAAGAGCCCGAGUCCGAGUAUGGUCCUCCCAAGAGCUUCACAAGCUACGUUGAGCCCACAUCAAGCUACAAAGAGCCGGAGACUAGCUACAAAGAGCCAGAAACUGGCUACAAAGAGCCAGAAACUAGCUACAAAGAGCCAGAGACUAGCUACAAAGAACCUAGUAAUAGCUACGAGCCACCUCAAACCAGCUACAAAGAGCCUAGUAAUAGCUACGAGGCGCCUAAAACCAGCUACAAAGAACCCGAGACCAGCUAUAAAGAACCAGAAACAAGCUACAAAAGGCCUUCGACGAGCUACAAGAAACCAGAGACGAGCUACAAGAGACCCGAACCCAGUAAGAAGCCUGAGACUAGCUACAAAGAACCUGAGUCGAAUAAAAAGUCAAGCAGCGAUAGCUAUGGACCAAUCUCCAACAAUCUCAAGGGAGGCUUCGGAGAUAUCAGCUUCGACGAUUUCAGCUUCCCCAGCUUCCCAAAUUUCGAGUCGUUCAAGAUCAACUUUGACUCUGCGCCGGUGCGUCCAUCCUCCAGCGGAGGGUCCUCCGGCGGCGCGUCCUCCGGCGGCAGCUACAGCGCACCGACGCCGGAGCCGAGCUACCAGCCGCCGCUGAAGGAGGCCCAGCUGCCGCCCACCUUCUCACCGGGAUACCAGGCCCCGGUGAGCAGACCAGCGACGGAGAGCCCGGCAAAGGGAGGGUACCAGCCGCCGGCGACACAGGCGCCCAGCUACCAGCCGCCGGCGACUCAGGCGCCGAGCUACCAGCCGCCGGCGACACAGGCACCGACCUACCAGGCUCCACAGAACUCCUACCAGCCGCCGGCGACUCAAGCACCGAGUUACCAGCCACCGCCUACGCAGGCACCCACGUACCAGGCUCCACAGAACUCUUACCAGCCACCCAGUAACCCAGCACCUCAGAAUAGCUACCAGCCGCCGGCCACACAAGCGCCUACAUACCAGGCUCCACAAAACAGCUACCAGCCGCCGACGACUCAAGUACCCACUUAUCAGGCCCCACAGAAUAGCUACCAGCCGCCCGCCAACCCCGCACCCCAGAAUAGCUACCAAGCACCGAGUAAGCCAACAGCCCAGAAUAGCUACCAGCCGCCCACAACACAGGCGCCCACGUACCAGGCUCCUCAAAACAGCUACCAGCCGCCGGCGACUCAGGCGCCGAGCUAUCAGCCACCGGCGACUCAGGCACCCAAAUAUCAGGCACCUCAGAAUAGCUACCAAGCACCCAGUAAGCCAGCGCCACAAAACAGCUACCAAACACCCAGUAAACCAGCACCUCAAAACAGCUACCAGCCGCCCAAAACACAGGCACCCACUUAUCAGGCCCCUCAGAACUCUUACCAACCGCCCACUAACCCGGCUCCACAGAAUAGCUAUCAAGCACCCAGUAAGCCAGCACCCCAGAAUAGUUAUCAGGCACCCAGCCAGCCAGCACCCCAGAAUAGUUACCAGGCACCCAGUAAGCCAGCACCCCAGAAUAGUUACCAAGCACCCAGUAAGCCAGCACCCCAGAAUAGUUACCAACCGCCGGCGACACAAGCACCUACAUACCAGGCUCCUCAGAAUAGCUACCAACCACCCGCCAACCCGGCUCCCCAGAAUACCUACCAACCACCGGCGACACAGGCACCAACUUAUCAGGCUCCCCAGAAUAGCUACCAGCCGCCUAGUAGCCAGGCGCCUCAAAAUACCUACCAACCGCCUACCAACCCUGCUCCCCAGAACAGUUACCAGCCACCGACUAAUUCAGCACCCCAAAACACCUAUCAACCACCGAGUAGCCAGGCACCCCAGAACAGUUAUCAACCUCCUACCAACUCUGCCCCACAGAACAGUUACCAGGCACCGAGUAAGCCCGCACCUCAAAACACCUACCAGCCGCCAGCUUCCCAGGUCCCACAGAACAGUUACCAGCCACCGACUAACUCAGCGCCCCAGAACAGUUACCAGCCGCCGACUAACUCGGCGCCGCAAAAUACCUACCAACCGCCGGCGACACAGGCACCAACUUAUCAGGCUCCCCAGAACAGCUAUCAACCACCCAGCAGCGCCGCGCCACAAAAUAGCUACCAACCACCCCAGAACACCUACCAGCCACCGACCAACCAGGCACCCCAGAACAGUUACCAGGCACCCAGUAAACCUGCACCCCAGAAUAGUUACCAAGCACCCAGUAAACCAGCACCCCAGAAUAGUUACCAAGCACCCAGUAAACCAGCACCCCAGAAUAGUUACCAAGCACCCAGCCAGUCGCCGGCAGUGAGCAGUUACCAGCCGCCCACCGCGAGGGCGCCCACCUACCAGCCACCUCAAAACAGCUACUCGUCACCCAGCAGCUCAGCAGCUCCUCAAGACAGCUACCAGCCGCCCAGCAGUUCAGCAGCUCCCCAGAACAGUUACCAGGCCCCCAGCAGUUCUGCAGCUCCCCAGAACAGUUACCAGCCGCCCAGCAGUUCUGCAGCUCCUCAAAACAGCUACUCGUCACCCAGCAGCUCGGCAGCUCCUCAAAACAGCUACCAGCCACCGAACAGCUCGGCAGCUCCUCAAAACAGUUACCAGCUGCCCAGCAGCUCGGCAGCUCCUCAAAACAGCUACCAGCCGCCCAGCAGUUCAGCAGCUCCUCAAAACAGUUACCAGCCGCCCAGCGCUUCAGCAGCUCCUCAAAACAGCUACUCGUCACCCAGCAGCUCGGCAGCUCCCCAAAACAGCUACUCGUCUCCGAGCAGCUCGGCAGCUCCCCAAAACAGCUAUUCAUCCCCCAGCAGCUCGUCAGCUCCUCAAGACAGUUACCAGCCACCGAGCAGCUCGGCAGCCUCCGGCGACAGUUACUCGUCUCCGAGCAGUCCAGCAGCUCCCGAUGACAGCUACCUGUCGCCCCUGUCGGACGAAGUUCCGCCGUCCGCUCUGUCUCACUCGGUGAUCUCCGCUGCUAAUGUGCUCACUGAUGAUGCGUGGCUGGCCAGAGCGUGA
Amphibalanus amphitrite is the source of this 3384-nucleotide messenger RNA. Its product is annotated as proline-rich extensin-like protein EPR1. The transcript is spliced from 2 exons. The coding region runs from base 1 to 3384 and encodes 1127 amino acids. Lineage: Eukaryota; Metazoa; Arthropoda; Thecostraca; Balanomorpha; Balanidae. The record is from RefSeq and is a predicted model, not a curated record.